Priapulus caudatus is the source of this 4035-nucleotide messenger RNA. Its product is annotated as YTH domain-containing family protein 2-like. The record is from RefSeq and is a predicted model, not a curated record. Gene Ontology annotation, biological process: mRNA destabilization. Bases 254 to 1900 code for a protein of 548 amino acids. The transcript has 5 exons. Gene Ontology annotation, molecular function: mRNA binding; N6-methyladenosine-containing RNA reader activity. Gene Ontology annotation, cellular component: cytoplasm. NCBI's taxonomy places the organism in Eukaryota, Metazoa, Priapulida, Priapulimorpha, Priapulimorphida, Priapulidae.
AAAACGAGGCGCGGCACACGCACUAUCCGCCAUUAUUGGCGGUCUGCAGUAUUCUUUAGGAAUUGUUCACGUGAAACGUGUUUGUAGAGUUCUGCAGAAUAAAUCCAUUUAUUUUUACUGACAUUGCAUUCAUACACUUGGAUUUUUCAUCAAAAGACUGUUAACUUUGUCAUACUUGAUCACACUACGGAAAUAUAUUUUUUAAAUUUAGAUUUGUACGGAACUUCAACUAGGUCACAAUUUCGUGUAUGGGAUGUCUGGAUUCAACUUUGAUCACCAGCAACAACAGAGAAUGAAAACACAGAGUACAAACCAGAUUCCUGGGAAAAGGCCUACCAAUCAUGAGUUUGAAUCUUGGCAAAAUCAACAUCAGCAACAGUACAGCAACAUGACAGGUGAUCUAUACAUGCCAACCUAUUAUCCAAAUGUGCCAUUCUCGUACAUGAACCAAGGUCAGGGUGGCAUAGGUGAUAUUACUUGGUCAAACGGUGCAGACCCAAUGACAUUUCUGGGCUCAUAUCCCAAUGAUCAACAAGCACAGUAUGUUACUGAAGGAAUGUUUGGUCAAUCCAAUUUUGGGUACAACCAGCCAGGAUUUAACACGUUCUUUGCGGGUGGUGACUACAAUACUUGGGGUACCCCCCGCCCUGGAAGAGCCACACAUGGAUAUUAUGAUGACUAUUACAACAACAUGCGCAAUGACUAUGGCAUGGCUAAUGGUACAAAUAGAAACGGCUCGGGUGUUAAGCAGAUUGAGCAAGGCAUGGGUGGACUUGGUCUGAAAGAGGGUUCAGACAAGGAAAACCCCUCGUCACCCGACCCAGAACCAGUGAAAUCUGUAACCGGAUGCGGUAGUGCCAGCUCACCAAGCAUAGCCCACAGCCAGCUAUCCCAACCCAAGAAGAUGACUUGGGCAAACAUUGCCAGCCAACCAGCUAAACCUCAGCCGAGGGUCAAGUCGAAGACCAUGCUGCCGGCACCCAUUUUCCCUAAUCGGAAUAUGGACAUUGGUACAUGGGACAGCAAGAGCUCGAUGAUGAAUCGGCCAGUGGGCGGUACUCAGCCUCGCCAGGUUUGGACUUCCCCUCGCGAACGAGGAGUGCAUGCUUCCUCUAACAAUUCUGUGACACCGAUCGUUUUACAAUCUCCCAAUAACAGCAGCCACCCCCGUCAGCAACAACAGCAGCAAGGACGGGAUGCACCUGACCAAUUGCCUCCACAUUCCCCACCUGUGGUUGAGCACAGACGAGUCGAUCCAGUUAUCGAUAAAUUGCUCUCGAUUAAUGAUUACAAUCCGAAAAACUUCAACGCGAAUCCGAAGAAUUCUAGAUUCUUUGUUAUAAAAAGUUACUCGGAAGACGACAUUCACCGCUCCAUCAAGUAUAGUAUAUGGUGCAGCACUGAACAUGGGAACAAGCGCCUCGACACGGCUUUCAAGGAGCGUGACUCGAAGGGCUCGGUGUAUCUUUUCUUCAGUGUGAAUGGUAGUGGGCACUUCUGUGGUCUAGCCGAGAUGUUGACUCCGAUCGAUCAUGACACGAAGAGCAGCGUCUGGGCGCAGGACAAGUGGAAAGGACAGUUCCAGGUGAGGUGGAUCUACGUGAAGGACGUGCCAAAUUCAGCACUCCGGCACAUCAGACUCGAAAAUAAUGAGAACAAACCGGUGACGAACUCACGUGACACACAGGAAGUGCCCGCUGAUAAGGGCAAGCAGGUGCUUAAGAUAAUGUGCAGCUAUCGUCAUACGACGUCGAUUUUUGAUGACUUUAUUCACUACGAGCAGCGGCAGGAGGAUGAAGUAAAGAAGAGGGAUUACCAUGUUGGUGGUCGCUCAGAGAGAAGCGAGAGCACUGACCACAGUGAGCGCAGAGGCCGUGACAAUAGACGAUCUCAAGAGUAGUAGGAGCCUUAGGAAAUGCACUGCAGUGUUAGCUCGCCCACAUCUACAACUUAACAUUGUGAAGUAUAACUCGACACCUAUCAGUUGGUUGUGUACCUACAUCUAACCUUGACUGUAUGACGCAGGUUGUCAUAAUCGGAACUACUUUGCAUUAGUCCUGUCUAGAGCAAAGAAUUUUGACGGAAAACGUGCCAUCUGAUUCUGCAGCAAUUGUCGAAAAAUUUCACUGUCAGGCUAAGUUAUGAAGUUAGUUGUAUUUCCUUAUUGGUAAUGCGGUCAUGACUGAUGUGCCCAGUGGACUAUGAAAUGUAAUGCGUAUUUAUACACAUAUCAACCGACGUGAUACCGCCAAGGUAAUGAAGGAGAGGAGUGGGUUUUAUCCAAGGUUUGCCCAAUGGUGACACUAUUCUACAUCUGCAUCCUCACGUACUACAAUUAUCAUUUGAACUUAUCAUCUGAUGUUUAUGUUUAUAGGGGUAGCUCAAUUUCUGUGUGGCCAGUUUUCCAAUUUACCACAAAUCCGUUAAACCACUAAUAAGCUGGGAAAAUGUACUGUGUUUUUAUUUACAUUUGUUUUAUUUAUAACCAGUUACUAGGUCAGUUAUUAAAGGGGGAGCAAUGGAAGGAGACUGCCAUUCUGCAGGGUAUUAGGUUGUUCAGCUACCAGUUCAAAAGAUCAUAAUUUGCAUACUUGGGAAAACAAAUAUAAUCAAUUCAAAUUUAAUGUAACCAAGCUUUGUUUACACUAUAUCACUAAUUUCACUGGUACUUGUGUAGAACAUACAUUUUCCUGCCCUCGUCUCUCCCCCAGCAAACAAAACAUGGGUUUCUAAUUUUUAUAGAUUACUGGUAAAAAUUAUUUAAAAUCCUGUGGUUGAAAUAUACAGCUAAUCAGUCAUCACUCAUCAGUAUAUGUUAAAUGUAAACGAGUUGUCAAGUUGUUUAUUUAAAGGGGGGUUUUUAAUUACCCAAUUGAAUCUGAGAAACAUACUGUUCUGAAAUCAUGAGUUGCUCUUAUACAAAUGGAUCCUAUAGGACUCAAAAUCGGCAAUCAGCAAUCAGCAAUAAAAAAUCUUGGUAAGGUCUUUUUAUGAUUUAUGAUAAGCUAUUUGACUUGCCAAUAUUAUUUAAAUUUGAUGCAGUAUGGCGAGUCAAAUUGGUUCGUUUUAAUGAAUUUAUAAUGGCACAUUUCCUCCUCCAAUUGGUUCUGAUAUUAUUGUACAUGCGUUGCGUAUUUUCAUCGUACUAGUUGAUGCACCUGCUAAUGCUAGAAUAUGUGUCCAAUUCAAAUAAUGAAGCAUCUCACAUGUCACUAUCAAAUACAGAAUUUGUUUCCACAUGUACCUGUAUAUUUGACAAACUUGCCACAUGCAAUUAGGUAAUGCUGCAAUCCAGUGUGUAGAAUAAAAGUUCUGCAUUUAUUCAGUAUCAUUCCUUGCAUGAAAAUUAUGAAAAAAACGUUCUUAUGUCAGAUUAUUUUUGCAGCAGUAAGCAUUUUAUCCAAAAGCAUGUGUGAUGCAUUAUGAAAGAUUCGUGCAUAGGCAGAUGAAGUUAUAAACUUGUGGUACUUGGCUAAAACUGUGCACAUACGUAUUUACAACUAUACUUUUAUACUAUAGACAAUUUUAAAUUAGUUCACCUGUUUGGCCAAGGCCUUGGAAAAGCGUGUCUAAGGGUGACUACGAGCUAAAUGGUUUCAUAUAAUAUAAACCAUUUGUCAACACUUUAACGUCAUUAUCUUUUUGCGGUCUAUUUCGUAUAUUGUUGGCUAUUGUUUAUGACAGGUGUAGGUUUAAAAUUAUUGUAACCAAGUUUGGUUUAAAAUAAUUUAUUCAACAAUUAAUAUAAAUACAUCUAUACAAGUAAUAUAUUUGAAUCACAUGUUCUUGGUCUGUUUUCAUAUUUAAAUUUAAAACAUUGAAUUUAUUAAGCAGUGGUUGCUAUUCUUUAACCUCAAAGGGAAUUACUGUUAGGAUGAUGUAAUUAAUAAUAUCAGUUUAUCAUAAUCAUAUUGAUUAUAACAUUAUUACGUUCUUUUUCAUGAAUACGCUAAAUGGAAUUACCUUAUUUUGUACGUGAGCCAGAUAACUAGGUUGUAUAUGCUGGGCUAAUAAAUAAUGAAUAAGUAAAUGCUA